ACACUACCCGGCGGUGGGUGUGUCGCUUCCUGUGGGCGCAGCGGGGCAACCGCCCGGCUGAUACAGGCAGGAGGGACCCCAGGCCUGGGUGGUGAGGGCUGGAGGGGCAAUGUCCUAAGGGUCUGCGCGGCCCCCCAGGAGUCGCCCCGGGAGGGGUCAUCGCUCUGCCCGCACAACUCUCCCCGGAAAGUGCGCCCAACGGCCCCCCGGGCCCGUGCGCCAGGCUCCGCGGCCGCCGGAUCCCCAGGGCGCGGGGUCCGGUGGAGGAGGGUCCGAGGACCGGGGUUGGAACCGGGUCCAGCCCCACCUCGCCCUCCGCAGGCCCCUCCCUACCCGCUUCUAACCAGCCCGCCCAGCCUCCGGCCGGCCGCGCCUCCCAGUCCUUCCCCAAAACGUGGGGCCCCCGCGGAUGUGUCACCCCUCCCGCCAGGACGCCGGCCCAGGUUGUGCAACCCGCGCUACGCGACCUUUCUCCGCUAACUCCGUCUCCUCCAGUGUUCGAAGCGCAACUCCCGCCGCUCCGAAGUCCGUUUUCCCAGUCCUCGUCUCUGUAUCCACACCCUCUUCCCUCGAUUUUGCUCGGCUUGUCUCGAGGCAGAGGCAGCUCUGCGCUCCGACGCGCCUUCGCUGCAUCCGGCAGGAGCGGGGAGCCCUGGGCCUCACGUACCUGCGCGGACUGCUGGUGAGGGUUGCAGGGCGCCUGGCCGGCUCUGGACAUUCUUCUGACUGGUUGGUGCUGAGGGAAUCGGGAGUCAACAUCGUCAGCCUUCCGGGCUCUGCAUGCUGGCGGUCAGCAGUUGACUUCUUCCUCCUGGUGGGGGUUUUAGCGUCUGCAGAACAUCUCAAGGAUACAGCUCAGGGUGUUACCGACAGCCCUCAAGGAGGAACUAAAGGUCCUUGACUUUGUUUUACGGUUAAACUAUUAUUAUUAUUUUGUCUUGCUCCACUGUUCUCCUUUGUUUCUGCAUUUUCUCCCGUCUCUGAUUAAAUUUGUUCUUUGGAACUCGAGGAAGACCUAGGCGGCUAAGGCUUGUCUACAAACAAAGGCAGGGAUACAGGUUGGGGAGGGGGGGGGGUCUGUCCCUGGGAAGGUCCCUCAGGGACCUUCUUGGCUUCAUGUUUUGUUAUAUUCAUUCAUUUAUUUUUUUAGAUUCCACAUAGAAGUGAUAUCAUGUGACAUUCGUCUUUCUCUGUCUGACUUACUUGGUAUGAUAAUCUCUAAGUCCAACCUUGCUGCUGCAAAUGGCAUUGUUUCAUUCUGUUUUCAUGGCUGAGUAGUAUUCCAUUGUAUAAAUAUACCACAUUGUCUUUAUCCAGUCAUCUGUUGAUGGACACUUAGGUUGCUUCCAUGUCUUGGCUAUUGUAAAUAGUGCUGCUGUGAACACUGGGGUGCAUGUGUCUUUUUGAAUUAGUGUUUUCAUUUUCUUGGGGUAAACACCCAGGAGUGGGAUUGCUGGAUCGUAUGGUAACUCUAUUUUUAAUUUUUUGAGGAACCUCCAUGCUGCUUUCCACAGAGGCUGCGCCAAUUUACAUUCCCACCAACAGUUCAUGAGGGCUCCCUUUUCUUCACACCCUCUACAAUGCUUGUUAUCUGUCAUUUUGAUGAUGGCUAUUCUGACAGGUGUGGGGCGAUCCAUCACUGUGGUUUGGAUUUGCAUUUCUGAAUAUCAGGUUUGAGGAAGACGACAAAGUUCUCUCUGCUCCGAGUCACUGUCACCACCCCCGUUCUUGGCCUCUUGGGUCAAGAACUUCCUUCAGUCCCAGAACCUCCUCCCCUGGGUCUCACGGCCCUUGUGGCCUCUCUUCCUCCUCUGCUCAGCCUUGAUUCCAGGCUGGUCACGUGGCUGUUCACUGGCUGUGAGCCAGACAGACCAUCUUCACCGACCUGGUUGAAGGCCGUUACUCUGGCACUUGGAGUCACCCAAGGUCAGGGCUGACCUGGUGCUCAGUUCCCGGAGCACAGGAAUCUGCCCAAAGGUGUCCCAGCAGCACCAGAGUGAGAACCGUGAGGGAGGUCCUGGCUGUGGCCCCUCCGUCCUUCCUCAACCCCCUCCUCCCUCUCCCCUUCCUUUUCCUUUUUCCUUUUUCAGUUUGGAGCCAGAAAACAAGGUGUGGAAAGGACGUGUGAGAUCAAGGUUCCGGUGGACGUGCUCAGACCUGGUACCUGGCGCAUCCUGCCCAGACUUCUGAUGCACAGAGUCCCUGGAAAUAAAUGUCAUUGCUGUUUUGUGUCACUAAGUUUUGAAACGGUUUGGUCUGCAGCAGUGGAUAACCAAAGGUACAUUGUCUACUGAAUUAAACACUAAGUGUGCAGCUGUAGUAAUUAAUUCUGCCUCCAGCUUCCCUUCCUGUGGUAACAUCUACCCUUCACCGUCCCGAGCUCUUCCCGCAGCCCUUCCCAGCACCUCCAGCAGCGUGCGCAGUGGAGCGAUGUUGUGUGUGUCGAGCAUGUUCUUAGCAUUGUGUUUCUUAUUCGCAUGUUUGACAAGCGUUGAUUGAGAUCCACGUCAGGCCAGACUCUGAGGGUUUAGAGCUGAGUGUCUGCCUUCUAUUUUCUCCAUUUUUCAAACCAGAAUUUACAUAAUCAUUCCUUGGAAAUCGCUCUUUGACUUGAACAGAUUGAUCCAGGUGUCCUUUUCUUGCGUAUUUGUACAUUUUAGCUCCAAAGAACUUAUGGUACCUUACAAUAUGACCUAUGGUAUCAAACCAUGAAAAUAAAAUUAAAAUGGAAAGUAUCAGGACAGAAAAAUAAGUACACAAUGAACUGAGUUUAAUGGCAUUGCCUCAAGUGAGCGAGCAGCUCUGGGACCCCGGCGGAAGGAGGCCGCGGGCGGGUCAUUUUCAUGGCUCGGUGAAAGCAGGCAGGUCACCGCUCCAGCACAGAAGCAGAUUCUGACUCCCCUGCUGGGGGGUGGGGGGGACAGGGGACCAGAGGUGAGCAGCGGAGACAGCAUGGGUGGACAGCAGGGCUUGCAAGGACCUGGGCCGUGGGAAGAGCAGAGCGUGCUGGGGCUGGGAGGGCGGCAGGAGGCUGGUGGGAAGGGCUGUGGCCGGAGGGUGCGGGGACAAAAGGGCUGACCGAUGGGGCAGGCCCUGGGCUGGAGAUUUGGACUCGGGAGAAUGACGAGUUUCCUGGCCAGCGGUUCCAGGGUUCAGUUUAAAUGAGACGAGCGUGUAGGAGAGGGGGUUGGAGGUUGAAGAGAGUGGGUGGGCACUGGACUCUCCUGGUAGAACCUGCCGAAAUGGAAGCCUGUUCCAGAUUCAGACCACUGGGGCGUCUGGAUCCAGAGAGACAGAGGGAAACGUCAGAUGGCGACAGAAGGCCAGCGGGGCCUGCUCAGCCUCCAGAGGCUCCUGGCCCGCACACAGCCUCCCCUCUGAACCACGGAGUCCUGGCGCGGAGGCCCCCCCUCCACCUGCUUUUCCGAGCGUGGCGAUUGGCAGAGACGGCCCAGACAGACAGGCGGCCUGGCCAAUGGGGCGGCUGGCGGGGCGGGUCCGCGGACAGCGGUUGGGGAGGAAGGCUGGUCCGCACCCCCGUCCCUGAGCGUCUGAGGAGAUGGCCGCGGCGGCGGUGGCUGGGCUGAUCCCGGUGCUGCACUCGGUGGCCGGCGACAAGUCCAGCUACUACGUUGGGCGGCAGCUGUGGUUCGGCUUCAUCGCGGUGUACGGAGUGGUGGUGUACGUGGUCCGCAUGCCCUGGGCCGACCUCCACCAGGACUUCUGGUGCCACGGCAGCAUCACCUACCCCUGCCUGAUUGAGUGCUUCGAGAGCAGCUUCAGCAGCCCCGUGGUGGGCCUCUGGUACUUCUUCUUCUUCCUCUUCCUGGCCUUCUUCUUCCUCAUGGAAUUCUUCAUGGCUCAGGUCCGGCACAAGCAGAUCAAGGCCAAGCUGGUGGAGUCGGAGGCGGCGGACGUGGAGGAGGGCUCCAUGGUGGGGGUCCAGGAGCAGGUGCCCUCCCCCAAGAAGGCGGCCCCCAACUUCCACCAGGAGAAGGCGCUCCUGCUGCUGUAUCUCCUGCACUUCCUCCUGCAGGUCGGCUCCCAGGGCGUGUUCCUGUUCCUCCUCCACUACCGCCACCUGCCCCUGGUGAGCCAGGCCACCAUCCGCUGCAGCACUGGCAGCUGCCCGGGGCCCUACUUCUGCCUGGUCCGCGGCUCCAUCGAGAAGCGGAUGUCCAUCUACACCCUGGUCACCCUGUCCUUCAUGAUCAUCCUCUUCUGCUCUGGCUUCUUCAUGUACAGCGUCCACCACUACCUGCUGAAGGGCCUCCGAGUGCCAAGUAUUGGCCUAACUGACGGUGGGCAGCUCAGGUCCCUGAACUCUGUCUGCCAGUCCCCGCCUUCCUCCUUCACAGAAUAAACCCUUGUUCUCACUUUCUCUGGCCACA
Messenger RNA from Camelus dromedarius (Arabian camel), 4391 nucleotides. RefSeq lists its product as uncharacterized. The record is from RefSeq and is a predicted model, not a curated record. The coding region runs from base 3560 to 4363 and encodes 267 amino acids. Lineage: Eukaryota; Metazoa; Chordata; Mammalia; Artiodactyla; Camelidae. The transcript has 3 exons.